Agrilus planipennis (emerald ash borer) is the source of this 1346-nucleotide messenger RNA. It is a transcript of the gene Cpap3-d2, whose product is annotated as protein obstructor-E. The record is from RefSeq and is a predicted model, not a curated record. The transcript has 4 exons. Gene Ontology annotation, molecular function: chitin binding. Bases 340 to 1080 code for a protein of 246 amino acids. Gene Ontology annotation, cellular component: extracellular region. Lineage: Eukaryota; Metazoa; Arthropoda; Insecta; Coleoptera; Buprestidae.
UUUUUCUUCUGCAUUUCUUUAGGCAAAUUUUGGACUAUCAAGAAAAUUGAUGUUUGAGCAAUUUUAUGUAAUUUUGUCGUUGUUUCCGAGAAUAUAAAUUAUUUUUGAGGGUGUGUCGCGAAAUUGUCGGUGUCGGCUUGGGAUCGUGAUUUCUUAAGUUCCCUUCGGUAGGAAAGUCGGUGGUGUUAGAGUCAAUGGUGAGGGGACUAAACUAACUCACUGAAAAGACUGAAGAAAGAUCGCCGGUGAUUCAGUUUUAGUUUUUGUUCCGUUACGGUGUGAUUUGUAACGUGGAGGAGAUAUUUUUUUAUUUUGGUUCUGUAAGCUGUACGUUACGCCAUGGAAUUCAAAACUGUUGUAGGCGUACUAUUUUUACUAGGGGCCGUUAAUUGUCAAAAACGGGACCAAGAAGACCCCUGUCAGACGAAAACACGUGUCGUAGCGGACGCAACCUACUGCGAUAGAUAUUGGGAAUGUGUGGAUGGCCAAGCUGAAUUGUAUGAUUGUCCAAAUGGGCUAGUCUUCGUCGGGAAACAUAGGGGAGUUACAGAAGGAUGUGAUUAUCCUUGGAGAGCAAAUUAUUGCGAAGGAAGGCAGCAAGCCAAUGGGCCUUUGUCUACGGAACAUUGCGAAUGGUUGUACGGGAUAUUCGGUCACGAAUCGUCGUGCACAAGGUUUUGGACGUGCUGGAACGGUACCGCAACAGAACAAUUAUGCAUAGGUGGUCUCCUAUACAACGAAAAGACCCAUUCGUGCGACUGGCCUGAUAACGUAGAAGGCUGUCAAAAGCACCCCCUUUGUAACGACGAUGCAAACGGAAACGUACCUUUGGGUAAGUCGUGUAACAGGUAUUGGCAGUGCCAGGGAGGCUACCCCCGUCUCCAGAGGUGCCCAGCAAUGUUGGUCUUUGACAGAAGAUCCAGGAGAUGCGUUGUACCGCCGACUGAAGAUUGUGAUGUCCCAACAACUCCACCACCACCACCAGCUGAAGAAGAUGAACCUGAAAAUGUUCCUGCGGAAUUUAUCAACUUACCCCCUGGAGCUUUACCGGUACAAAACAGGAACAGGCCAAGGAAUUAAAUUGUUUUUUUUAGACUUUUUUAAGGUUUUAUUGAUAAGGUAAUUGGGGGGCCAUUAAAAGGACCCUGGACCAACGAUCGGAUAGUAAACCGGUGACCUUUCUUUUUGGAUAUUUGUUGAAAAGUACUGUAUGCCAGUAUUGUUAUGAACACGGUUCAAAUUGUACAGUUUUUUAUAUGCUUAAUAUUAUAUGUUUUCUUUAGAAUAUAAUGCCCAUAUGUAUGUAUAUGUAUGUACCUAGGUAAAUAUUUAAGUUAUAUAAGUAU